Plasmodium coatneyi is the source of this 4107-nucleotide messenger RNA. RefSeq lists its product as uncharacterized. Lineage: Eukaryota; Apicomplexa; Aconoidasida; Haemosporida; Plasmodiidae. The record is from RefSeq and is a predicted model, not a curated record. The transcript is spliced from 3 exons. Bases 1 to 4107 code for a protein of 1368 amino acids.
AUGAAGGGAAUAAUGCGGAUUAAGGUCACCAGAGGGAUGCACUCCCUAGUGGCCAAAUCGUCGGAGAGCAAACUGAAAAAAGUAAAAAGCUACAUCAGCAGCUACCAUGAAAGUACAGCCGAUCCGAAGAGCAAAAACAGAUACCUAGGGUUACUCAGGAAUAUUUACCACACCAUUCCGUCUAGGUUUAAUGAGACGGUGGUGUGGGAAGACUUCUUAACUGCGCUGAAGCAGGAGAGAUGCUUUGCUAAGUUAAAAAGUAUUGUGAGUAGGAAUUCGCUCGUUUAUCCGUCUCUGCUGUGCAGGCAAAUUGUGUUCCUCUUCUACAUCGGGCUAGAUGACGAAGCGAACCGGCUGCUGGACCAAGUGAAGCGCAAGCUAGCCAAAUGUGAAGCAGAAAUGUUCCAAGAAUGUGACGCAAAAGUGAAUGAAGACAUGGGCGAUGUGAUAAAAAUGUUGUAUGUUCUGUACCACUUGGGGAAGACCAAACAGAAUUACAAAGAGGUGGUUCUCCUAUGCGAUAAGUAUAUCUACAAUACGAAGCGGGACCCCCUUAACCAUUUAAAGUACCUCCUCUACUUUCACCUAUUCUAUGCCCAAAUGGAACACUCCUUUAGGAGAAUGCACAAGUGUAUCGAAAUGAAGAAGCACCGGAUGAAUGUGGAACAAAUGAUGCUCCUCAUUAGGUACGUGAACCUCUACUUGAAGCGGUUGUAUCUGCGCGGCGCUAUCCGGCAUAGGGGAGAUCAUUCCAGUAGGGUAUUUGUUAGACAAGGGGAAAUCUCCCCCCAGGAGGGUACACACGACAUUGGGGGUUACUCCCCAUAUGAACGCAAAAAGGAGGUGCAGAAGAAAGUAGAAAACGAGUUAGAUAUCUUCCUCGGCAACCUACUUAGGAUAAAUAAAAACGAGAAGGAGCACCACGUGUUUAGUACCUUCGACGACAUUGUAAUAAAUGCGGGGAGGACGGAUAGUACAUAUUCUCCCUCUCCUGCUUUGCGUAGUCAAUCCGAAAGCAACUCCUUAUGUAGGAGCAACCCCCUGUUGGGAGAGGGAGGAAAGACGUUCCAUGUUGGGGAGGAUGUGGAUGAAGGACCCACCUGGGAAAGGGACGACCCUCCUAUCCUGGACACACGUCUCAUGAACAGCGCCCAAGUGGAUGAUGUCACCCCAGUAACGGAGAGAGAUUUGCUGCUCUACAGAGACAUCUACAGAGCCUGCACGAACGAAGUGAUGAAGCGGGUGCUGAUCUAUAAGGAACCUUUGGGAACGGACACCCUCUGGAACAACUUCCUAAGCAGCAUGUUCAGGGACAACUUCAUACACUUCAUGAUGGGAAAAAUGAAAAGCAAAGUGAAGGUGCUAAACGAGGAAGAGUUUUUCACCUACCUGAAGCAGGUCAAAUUGUUGCAAAUAGGAGAUCAUCCUUCUGUCACCAGUGUACUACAAAUAUUUUUCAAACAUUACUCAAUUAUUCAGAUGAAGUCAUUGGACAAUUUUCUCAUCGCCGAUAAAAUGACCUACUACACAGAUAUUUUUUGCAAAAGUCCUUUUGUGCAAAAAUAUAUUCUGAACAUGUACAGGCAAAAUUUGAACUCUUUUAAUGUGAAAAUUUUGAAAAAAAUUCUAGCCAAACUGUUUUACUUUUUAAAGGAAGAUAAGUCCCUCAUUAACGGUUUCGAUGUGUUGAUAAAAAAUAUUUUUGUAAAAGUUGGCGUGAAUGGAUCGUUUAGCGAUAUCGUUAUGGUUUUGCACACACUGAGGCAAUAUAAUUUUCACAAAAAUGGGAUGAAUAAUCCGCAUUCGGGGAGAAGAGACGCUUGGCAUGAUGGGGUUUCCCCACCUUUGGGGGGACCCACCCUUGCCUACGACGAAGUGAGGAAAAAAAUGCGUUCCUUCUUUUCGCCUAUCUGUGCAACAGACAAUCGUGAUGACCAAAUUGGACAAACUGACGGAGGAGACAGAAUGGACGGCCUCUUCCAUUUGAGCGCACCCCGUUUGGACUACAUAAAACGAGGGGGUAAACCAUACAACAACAUCAAACUAGCCAGUGAGUACCACCCCAUUUGCGAGUACAUGCUGUACCGAACCGUGAUCGAGAAGAUGCACCUGGGGGGGAAGCUCCGCUACGACAAGUACUUCGAUCUUAACAUUAUCCUCAUGAUGAACAAGCAGCUAGCUAAACUGUUCCUACUCUUUGUGGGCAAGUUUUUCUCAUCCAUGAGGAGAGGGGACACCCCGCUUCACAUUUUCGACUGCGUUAAUAACUGUGUUAGCGAUGGCGCAGCAAAAAUGUUGUACGGUUCGGAGAAGAAAGGGGAACACGAAAGUAAUCAAAGUAGAAGCAAUGGUAGUAGUCCCUAUGAGGAGGAGUUCCCAUUUGGCAGUGCAUUGUCUGUUCGCUCCUUCACAGAGGGAAUGUUCGUCACCCCCAGUCGAGUCCUCCGAACCUACGCGAAGAAGCACCCAGAGGAGUACGCCGCCGUGAAGCGCUUCGGGGAUUUGCUCCUACUCACCCUUAUCGAUAACUUCCUCUACUUCGAACUGAAGGGUUCCCACUUUAUACAUUUCUUCUUCAGAUUAUUUGAGGAGAAUUCAUGGCCCCUCAGUACAUAUCACCAUUUUUUUUUUUAUCAAAUGUUUAAAAGUUUUAAGUACAGUCAGAUAAGUGUGCAUGACAGGAGGUGCGUUCGGGAAGGUAAUCAAGGAGGCACUGCGGAUGACGCUGUGGCGGAGUACCUCUCAUCGGAAGAUGCGUUCGAAAAGCGCAGACAGCAGAUCGUGGGCAUUUGCAGGGAGGAGGUAAUGGGGGCCAUCCGAAGGGGCCUACGCGUGCAGGGGGGAGAAACAAAAAAUGAGAUAAACGUGAAUGAGGCGAGUGAAGGACCCAACGUGGACUGCCUGAUCAACCUAACCUUUUGCCACCUCCAGCAGGAGGACAUAAUCGACCUGUUCAGAAGCACCUUCCUGCCGUCCCUAAACGACUACCUAAAAUGGAAAGGAAAAGACGCAAAUGUAAAGUACGCACUGAUUAGGAACCCCACGGAAGGUACCAACUCAAAGGAAGUAUCAGCCAAAGGAACAAGCGACCAUCACAUUAGCACAAUCCAUUUUAACGACUUUGCACGAAUUAGAAGUUUAUUUAGCGAAAAUGGGGAGAGUCAAAAAAUGGAAAUCCAAUCUGCAGAGGUGGUUAGAAGGUAUGAAUUUUUUUACCUUAACAUGUUAAGUAGGGCCAAAUUUAGUGAUGAUUCUUUGGAGGACCCUUUUCCCACAAGAGAGGACUACCUAUGUUACGCAGGUUUUGUAUCCAAGAGGGGGGAGGGAUGCUCUGCACAAGACCUGUUGCGACUCGCCAGGGGGGUCCAUAAGUACGGCCCCUGUGAGCAAGUAGGAAUGUUACUGAAGAGCAUUCAGACGUCUUGGAACGCUUGCUUACACAUGGAAUGCCUAUUGAGUGACCAGGUCAACUUCAACCCUAGUGGUCAGUCUAACUUGGUAACCGUCCCCAUCAGCUACCUCCUCCUUCUGACCGUUUCGGUGAAGAAACUUUUACCGGAAGACGUAGCCCCCGUGUUGAAUCAGAUAGACAGCGCAUUAACGAACGGUGCAGAUAUUCCCCCCUUUUGGCGUCUCCUCCUGGUGCAACUUAUUUAUAUGGUUAGAAUUCAAGGGUUGUUUUCAUUCGACCUGCUUUGCUCCAAGUAUAGGCAGAUCACCCUUUUAUAUACGCGAACGAUUGCCCAAAUGAGGAAGGAGAGACAAAGGAGUAGGAGUAUCCAAUUCUCCCCUUAUGGUGAUAACAUAUGGACGCAAAAGAUCGUGAAAUAUUUGCAAGAUCAGAAGAUCCCCUUUGAGGAAGAAGUGCACCUGGUAGACAGUCCCUUCACAUUCGACGUUUAUAUACCCUCCAUGAAUCUAUUCCUCCUGGAUGGAGAGAAGUCUCUUUUUUGUGAUACCUUUGUACGUUGUUUGCAGGAUAGCUUGUUUAGCCAUAUGGAUUCGAAGGUGGUUCAGGUGGAGGAGGAGUGCUACCACUGGUUGGUGCGUCAGAGAGCGGGUGGUGAUCAGCAAAUCGAUGUGACCGUUAAAGGGUGCGCAGUGUAG